Chinchilla lanigera (long-tailed chinchilla) is the source of this 5178-nucleotide messenger RNA. RefSeq names its product ubiquitin specific peptidase 49 (gene Usp49). Gene Ontology annotation, cellular component: cytoplasm. The record is from RefSeq and is a predicted model, not a curated record. Gene Ontology annotation, biological process: protein deubiquitination. Lineage: Eukaryota; Metazoa; Chordata; Mammalia; Rodentia; Chinchillidae. Gene Ontology annotation, molecular function: zinc ion binding; cysteine-type deubiquitinase activity.
GCAGCCGGGUGGGCGUGGGGACUCGGCGGAGACCGGCUGCAGGCAGGGUCCCGGGCUGGAGUCGGAGAGGAGCGCGGUGGGCGCAGACGUGACGAGGGUGCGAAUAGCCGGGCGGCAGGGCGGCCCCGGAAAGCGGGGAGAGACCCUCGCCCCGCCAGGUGGAGCCGGAGCGAGCGCGGCGCGGGCGGAAGGGAGGAUGGCGAGCCGGGACCCGGGCGCCGGGGAGCGGUGCUCGCUGAGGCGGCUCCGCCGGAUCCGAGGGGAGAGCAGCCAGGCGGAGAGACGGGGCCGGGCGGCCAGCCGCGGGCCCGGGAUGUGAGGCAGGGGAUGCGGGGUGCGGGGCUGGGCGCGGGGCCGGGCCAGCCUGCGCCGGGGACGGAGCUGCAGGAGGCCGCAGGGCCAGCGCGCCGCCGCCGCAGCCGAGGACCCAGGGUAGGGGUGGACGAGCAGGAGCCAUGGUAAUAAAGAAGAGGAAACCUGACCAAUUAUUGUGGAGUAAUUUGGAAGAAGAUGGAAAAAACCUGUUUGAUGGGUGCUGCCGGCUGCUGGGACAGUAGGCUCACCAUGGGAGAGCUUGCACACUUGAGCAAGUUGAGAUGUGUGUCAGGUGGUUAAGGGAGUGGCGACUGCGCUGAGACAUGGAUAGAUGCAAACAUGUAGGGCGGUUACGGCUGGCCCAGGACCACUCCAUCCUGAACCCCCAGAAGUGGCGCUGUCUGGGGUGCGCCACCACCGAGUCGGUGUGGGCCUGCCUCAAGUGCUCGCACGUGGCCUGCGGCCGCUACAUCGAGGACCACGCCCAGGAGCACUUUGUAGAGACCGGACACCCGCUGGCCAUGGAAGUCCGGGAUCUCUACGUGUUCUGCUACCUGUGCCAGGACUACGUGCUCAAUGACAACCCCGAGGGGGACCUGAAGCUGUUGCGGAGCUCGCUGCUGGCGGUGCGCGGCCAGCAGCAGGACCAGCCGGCGCGACGCGGGCGCACGCUGCGCUCCACGGCUACGACCCUGAGCCCGGGGGCGGGCGAGGACGCCGCUCCGCCGGGAGGAAAAGCGGCGGCUGCUGGAGGAGCUGGCGAGCGCGCCCCCGCGCAAAAGUGCACGCCUGCUGCUGCACACGCCGCGCCCCACCGUACCCGCGCCCGCGCCUCCCGCGCUCAAGUUGCGUCGCCAGCCCGCCGUGGCCCCGGGCGUCACUGGCCUGCGGAACCUGGGCAAUACCUGCUACAUGAACUCCAUCCUGCAGGUGCUCAGCCACCUCCGCAAGUUCCGCGAGUGCUUCCUGAACCUCGACCCCUGCACCACCGAGCACUUGUUCGCCCACGCCGCGCACCGCAAGGCCCGGCUCUCAGCCCCGGAGCCGCAGGUCAGGAGCGACCGAGCCCAGGCUUGCGGGCGCCACAACCUCUGCUGGAACGGUGGGGCCUCUCUCAGCAGGAGCCUGGAGCUCAUCCAGAACAAGGAGCCCAGCUCCAAGCACAUCUCGCUUUGCCAUGAGCUGCACACACUCUUCCGAGUCAUGUGGUCCGGUCGUUGGGCCCUGGUGUCGCCCUUUGCCAUGCUGCAUUCCGUGUGGAGCCUCAUCCCUGCCUUCCGAGGCUACGACCAGCAGGACGCGCAGGAGUUUCUGUGCGAGCUGCUACACAAGGUGCAGCAGGAGCUCGAGGCCGAGGGUUCUACGCGCCGGAUCCUCAUUCCCUUCUCCCAGAGGAAGCUCACCAAGCAGGUCUUAAAGGUGGUGAACACCAUCUUCCACGGGCAGCUGCUCAGCCAGGUCACAUGUAUAUCAUGCAAUUACAAAUCCAAUACCAUUGAGCCCUUUUGGGAUCUGUCCCUGGAAUUCCCUGAGCGCUAUCACUGCAUAGAGAAGGGAUUUGUCCCUUUGAAUCAGACAGAGUGCCUGCUUACUGAGAUGCUGGCCAAGUUCACUGAGACGGAGGCCCUGGAAGGGAGAAUCUACGCUUGCGACCAGUGUAACAGCAAGCGGCGAAAAUCCAACCCCAAACCCCUUGUUCUGAGCGAAGCUAGAAAGCAGUUAAUGAUCUACACACUACCUCAGGUCCUCCGGCUGCACCUUAAGAGAUUCAGGUGGUCUGGCCGUAAUCACCGCGAGAAGAUUGGGGUCCAUGUCGCCUUUGAGCAGGUAUUAACCAUGGAACCUUACUGCUGCAGGGACAUGCUCUCCUCUCUUGACAAAGAGACCUUUGCCUAUGAUCUCUCCGCAGUGGUCAUGCAUCACGGGAAAGGGUUUGGCUCAGGACACUACACAGCCUAUUGCUACAACACAGAGGGAGGUUUUUGGGUCCACUGCAAUGACUCAAAGCUGAAUGUAUGCAGUGUCGAGGAGAUCGUAGCAUUUGCUGUUGACCUCUUUUGCGAUGAACUGCCAUGGGACCUGCCAGACAGCACUGAGGCAUGGAGGAAAUUCAGACAGAAAAUGGCUCACCCUGAUAGGGAAGGAGUGACUGUGUUUUAAAUUAAACUUGCUUUCUCCAACACUGUGAGGUUUCUGUAAUAUCAGCUUUUAUUUGGAAGCGAUAGCGUAUGGCAUUUUUAUGCUGCUGGGUUUAUAUUGUCUGCUGCAGCCUUCUUUGUGUAAGUGCUGCUUAGGGUCGCCCUCUCCUGGACACUGUUUUAAAGUGUCACAGCUGCUGCCCUGCACUCCCACCGCGUUUCUAGGUUGCUUUGGCUGGCGAUGACUCGUGCUAGGAGAGCCCAUGAACAUAAGGGAGAGUGGAAAGGAAACUGCAAAUCGUGCCUCAUCGUGAAUCCUGUUUAUAAUUCUAGAACGAGAACCUCCAAGAUAGAGAAGAAUUAAUAGAGCACCUGCCUCACCCCUGCACCUGCCCAGGGGGAAAUACUUAUUAUCAUAAAAACAGUAAUUAAAUAUCUUCAAAUUUAAUUUUUAAAAAUAGUUUUAUACCAAAUACUAUAGGGAUUAUUAAGCAGGUUAAGGAUUUUGUAAAGUAAGUGCUUAAUACAGCAGAGCACCCCUGUAUGAAACUGAUAAAACCACUUACAGCGAGUUGGAACAGAAACGAAUAUCUGAGUCCCCUGACUACACCCUUGUGGGUGGCCCCUGCAGCCUGCCCUCAGGUACCAGAAGCAGCAGCACUGGAUGUUGCUAUUAAGUGAGCACUUAGGGAGAUUUUUGUAACAGAAAAGUUGACCGCUGCUUGAGCCAGUGGCCUUUGUGAGGGAAAUGUCCCAUUGCCUUUAUUUACACAUUGGAAGUAGAUGCAUGUCUCAGUUGCAUCUUAUAUUAAAACAUUCUAAAGAGAAUAAAAACCAGAACAGGUACAAGUUGAUUAGCUGCUGCCAAAUGAAGCCCAAGAUCUGCUGAAUCUUCAGGGGCCUGCUUCUCUCCCAGGCGUGUAAUGAAAGUCCCGCUUCAGGAACCCUUGCCCAUUGGCUGGUGUGUUUACUUGCUGCCCUAGCGAGCUGAGAUGAAUGCACCCUGGUCCUCAGCAAUUUCUUACCUCAGUCCAGCCCGACCCUCAGAGUAGUGCUUGCCUGACAGCAGCACCCGUGCCAGCGUGAAAACUUAGGUACGCCCUCGGUGGUGGCAGUGUGGCUCUUGGUCCAGCCCCUCCCGGGCUGGGGCAAGGGCAGUGCCACACUGUAAAGAAUUUCCAGACAUCUCUUCAAAUGUCACGAAUAAAAGGAGAAACUGUACAAGUGUUAAUGUGUCCUAUGGACUCAAGAGCAGAGUUUAUUUUUGUUUUUAACUGUGAGGCUUCUAGAGUCAAUGAUUGUAUCAGUUCCCUGCUCUGGCCGUGCUUGUAGCUCCAUCCAAGUACAAAGGAAGGACCCGUGUGGUGGCCUGGCUGGCAGUGGGGUGUCCCCUAGCAUGAGCCCAAGAGAGGUGACAGUAGUGUGGAAGGAAAACUUGGUUGGGGGUGGGGGGCUAGGGAGGGGUGGGGGGCAGCCAAGGAGGGAGAAAGGGAGUUCGUUUUAUUGAUAAAGCUUUGUGAACUAAUUUUAUACAAUUCAUAAAAUUUGGUGCCUUGUACUCAAUUAUGGUUUGCAUGAAUUGGAAAGAUUAAGGGAAAGGAUUCUUUGUCAUUUCAAGUUGCAAAUGGGUCUAUGUAGUGUUUAAAGGACAUUUAGUAUCAGACUUUUUAAAGCAUUUUGUAUCUCGUGUGAGUGCAAAUUAUUCUUACCAGCAAGUUCUGAAAUGUUAGUGUAGUGUCCAAAUUGUCUAUUUGUGAUUACUCAUCAAAUAGCUGUCUUUCAAGGCAGACUGUGUGCCCUGCUGCUGUUCCUCUCCCCUGUAUGUUCCAAGCGUUAACGCUGGCCUUGUCACAUCAGGCUGGAAGGCUGCCCCUUCCUAAUGUGUACUGUGUCCCUGUCCAGGGUUAUAGCUUAGGAGUGGAAGGGUUGCUUUUCCUGCCAGUUGGAGAGCACAAAUGACCAAAAAGGCCUUUUAGUUUUAUCAAAACGACUGAUACUGGGCAGCUUACAGUAGAAGUCAAACAAAGUGGUCCCUCCUGAUGUGGUCCCUUCAUCGGUUCUAAGUUCUUUUGCACAAGAUACCAGGAAGCGGUGUGGAAACAACCCCCCUGUGUGAACCUUCCUAUUGUAAGGCAAGCCCGUGCAUUAUGUAAUAUGCAAAAGGACUGACAGAAAAGAGAAGCCCCUGGCCACUCUGUGUGCCCUGUCCCAGGGCAGGCGCUGACUGGGCUGGUCAGAGUGGCUGCAGAAGGCCUUAAGGCCUGUUCUUUUAUCCAUCCAAACAAGGUUUCCACUGAGCUCAUGAGACUUCACCAAAGUUCACUUUUCUAAGCACACUUGAUAACUGGGCCCCUCAGCCUGGUUACUGGACACGUUAAGCAGAGAAUUCUGUCUCUGGGGUAAAACUCAUUGCCACUUAAUUUUUACCCAGUAAAUCAGCAUUAAGAAAGCGCCUUCUAAUUAAGACUGUGAGGUUAGUUUGUAUCUUACACGUUUAAUAACCAUUCCUUGGUCUAGGGCUGUGGCUUUAACCUUUAUGUACUCUUUCAACCUACAAUCAUUCUAAUUGCAUCAUAGCUCCUGCAGCAUUGAAGUGAGCUGUCAGUGUGGGCUCUUUCCAUACUUAAACUGGUGUUUCAUUUAAAAUCCAGUGAGCUGCUGGGCGUGGUGGCGCACGCCUGUAAUCCCAGCAUGUGGGAGGUUGAGGCAGGAGGAUCGUUUCGAG